Rhododendron vialii is the source of this 1497-nucleotide messenger RNA. Its product is annotated as OVARIAN TUMOR DOMAIN-containing deubiquitinating enzyme 1. The record is from RefSeq and is a predicted model, not a curated record. Gene Ontology annotation, cellular component: nucleus. Gene Ontology annotation, biological process: protein K48-linked deubiquitination. Gene Ontology annotation, molecular function: ubiquitin binding; cysteine-type deubiquitinase activity. The transcript has 10 exons. NCBI's taxonomy places the organism in Eukaryota, Viridiplantae, Streptophyta, Magnoliopsida, Ericales, Ericaceae. The coding region runs from base 366 to 1310 and encodes 314 amino acids.
GUUCUUAACAUCAGAAUUCGUAAUUAAUCAAGUACGUGCAAACGGGUCCGGACACACUCAGAUUAUAAAAGGAGAAGCGCAAUCUUGCCAUACUUAUCGUUUCUCAGAUAUUUACGCCCCCCACUUGCUAUAGUUUUCUCUGAUUCUUUUUCCAUAUAUCUUCCGAUCGAGUUUUAAAAAUUACGUAGUACUAAGAAACAUGACAUUCUAACCUAGUAUUCAGUUGCACUUCUACAUCUACCUCUCGCUCCUUCCCGGGGUUGUUGCUAUAUGUUAAAGCAAGCCCUUUUAUGUAAUCAAAUUCCAUUCAAGUAAGAUUGUACAAGCACAGGACUGGUCUGGUGUAAUUAGGAGAGAAUUGAGAGAUGCAGAAUCAGGACGGGCUUCUGGCCGACGCAGAAGUGGAAGGAAUAACCUCCAAUCAGGCAUCCAAUGUUGAUGAUUGGGAAAAUUUCAGGGACGAUGCUAUUAUGCAGCAGCAAUCGUCAAUUUGGGCUGAGGAAGCUGAGAAAAUUCCUUUCGUAGGUGAUAAGGAACCUCUCUCUUCAUUAGCUGCUGAGUAUCAGUCAGGAAGCCCUAUUUUACUGGAGAAGAUAAAGUUGCUUACGGAAGAAUUCGCUGCCAUUAGACGAACACGUGGAGAUGGUAACUGCUUCUUUCGAAGCUUUAUGUUCUCCUACCUGGAGCGUAUUUUGGAAUCACAAGACCAAGAAGAAGUUCAUCGCAUUACAGGCAAUGUAGAAAAUUGCAGGAGGACACUUCAGAGUUUGGGUUAUGCAGACUUUACCUUCGAAGACUUUUUCGCGCUAUUUCUCGAGCAGCUGGAAAGUGUUCUUCAAGGAAAUAAGGAAUCAAUUAGUCAUGAUGAACUUAUACAGAGGAGUCGAGAUCAGUCAGUAUCGGAUUACAUUGUGAUGUUCUUCAGAUUUGUUACUUCUGGUGAAAUUCGCAAGCGCUCUGAGUUCUUUGAGCCAUUUAUUCUGGGAUUAACAAAUGCAACAGUAGAGCAGUUUUGCAAGUCAUCAGUGGAACCAAUGGGUGAAGAGAGUGAUCAUGUGCACAUUACUGCUCUGUCAGAUGCACUGGGUGUGCCAAUCCGUGUUGUAUAUCUUGACCGCAGCUCGUGUGAUGCUGGUGGUGUCAGCGUAAAUCAUCACGAUUUCAUUCCUAAUCCUCCUAGUGGUGGUGAUCUACCCCUUGCUGCUGCUACAGCUACAGCUGCAGGUGGUAGCGGCGGUUCUGAAACCAUCAAACCGUUUAUCACCUUGCUAUACAGACCCGGUCACUACGACAUUCUCUAUCCGAAGUGACUCUUGCCUUUUCUGGCUGACGAUAAGUAGCUGGGAAAGAGGCCUAGUCUCCCGAGCAAGUUUGAUAAACUCACAGGAUAGCUGGGGGAUUUCAGGGUCAACUUUAGCUUUUCCAAUUAAGGAUUGUAACAAUCCAUAUACAUGAACAAUAAUGUUUUUCAGACAUUUCAGUUAUUUUUCCGACGAA